This is a messenger RNA of Aspergillus steynii IBT 23096, 1923 nucleotides long. RefSeq lists its product as uncharacterized. Lineage: Eukaryota; Fungi; Ascomycota; Eurotiomycetes; Eurotiales; Aspergillaceae. Gene Ontology annotation, biological process: intracellular potassium ion homeostasis; potassium ion import across plasma membrane. The record is from RefSeq and is a predicted model, not a curated record. The transcript is spliced from 2 exons. Gene Ontology annotation, molecular function: high-affinity potassium ion transmembrane transporter activity. Gene Ontology annotation, cellular component: plasma membrane. Bases 1 to 1923 code for a protein of 640 amino acids.
AUGUCUCAGCGAGAUAAUUCUCCCCUGCGACUUUACCAUCAUUACAUCUACAUCUCCUUUUGGGUUCUCUUCGCCUCGGUGAUCUUCUAUGUCCCAGGCGGGGUUACCUAUGCCGACUCCUUGCUUCUCUCCUCCGGUGCAGCGACCCAGACAGGCCUAAAUCCCGUCGAUCUCGACCGGCUCCAUGUCGUCCAACAGGUGAUACUGUGGGUCGUGCCCAUGGUCACCAAUGUGGUUUUUAUGCACUCGCUGUUGGUUCUCGUCCGUCUGUAUUGGUUUCGGAGACGAUUUCGAGGCGCCAUCCACGAUGCCAAGACGCUGUGUCGGACGCAGCGCCGUCGGAUGGAUCAGGAGCUCGAGGAUCAGGAACGAAACGCCGUGAACAUUAGCAGACCGAUAGUGCCACCUUUACCGGGAAGAAUGAAUGAAGAGCAGCCGUUGUUGGGGAGGAUGGACGAUGAUGACGAGAUAUCCCCACGCAGGUACCAGGCCACGAGCCCGCACAUCACGUUUGAUGACGAGAACACGCUCGAGACCAAACCGAGACGCCGAUCGAGUAUUGUGUCUCGCCGACGCUCGAUAUCUGAAUCAGCCGUCGACUCGGGUGCCCUGCCUGAUCCCGCCGUCGUUAUGCCACCGUUGCCCUCUUUGAUGUGGCAGUCGUCCAUAGCCAGCUACUCCGACUGGAACGAGGCACAGAAGGAGGAGCUGGGGGGCAUUGAAUAUAGGGCGCUGAAGACACUGCUCGUCAUCCUGGUCUGCUAUUUUUUCGCGUUCCAUGUACUAGGGACGGUGCUGUUCGUUGCGUGGACGUUGAUCAGUCGACGACACGACCCGAUCUUCUCAGACAUUCAUGUCGCUCCCUCAUGGUGGGCUGCGUUCACUGCGGGCUCUGCGUUCAACGACCUGGGGUACACCUUGACGAGGAAUUCCAUGGCCCCCUUCCGCACGGAUGCAUUUCCCUUGUUGGUCAUGACAUUUCUCAUCGUGAUCGGAAACACAGGGUUUCCGUGCAUGCUGCGAUUAAUCAUCUGGUUUCUAUCCAAGACGACAUCCUACGGCACCGCUCUGGACGAGGAGCUGCAAUAUCUCCUGAAUCAUCCGAGGCGAUGCUUCACGCUGCUUUUCCCUAGCGCAGAGACUUGGAGGCUGGCUGCUGUGCUUUUGAUACUAAACGCGAUUGACCUGGUUAUCUUUUACACGAUGCAAGAGGCAAGCGACGAUCCCAUCUCGCCAGGGAUUCGUUUUGUGAACGGACUGUUUCAAAUCGCCUCCACCCGCACGGCCGGGUUUAGCAUUAUAUCGCUAGGCCACCUACACCCAGCCGUGCAGGUCUCCUUCGUGGUCAUGAUGUAUAUAUCGGCGUUCCCCAUCGCCAUCGCCAUUCGGAAGACCAACGUAUACGAAGAAAAAAGCCUCGGCAUCUACGAGGAAGACGACGAAGACGAAGACGAAGCAGCCAAGCCCAAUGCAAACCGGGGUCUCGCCGCGCACAUCCAGCGGCAGCUCGGGUUUGAUCUCUGGUACGUGAUGCUGGGCUUUUUCCUGGUUGCGGUGGCCGAGGGACCACGGCUGCAACCCCACGGCAAAGACAUCGCGUUUUCGCUCUUCCCGAUCCUCUUCGAGAUUGUCUCCGCUUACGGCACGGUGGGUUUAUCGCUGGGGUAUCCCGGCACCGAGACCAGUCUCUGCGCGGAGUUCAACACCGUGUCGAAACUGAUCGUCAUUGCGAUGCAGGUGCGUGGGCGACAUCGUGGUCUGCCACAUGCGCUGGACCAUGCGAUCUUGUUGCCAUGCGAGGUACAUCAGGGAGAGCAUGGAGAAUGGCCGUGGAAGCGGUGGCUGAAGAGACGGGGGUCGAACCUGAGUAGUUUUUUCCUGCACGGUGACGCUAACAAUGGGGAAGCGGAGAGAAUGGCAUGA